AUGUCGUCAGACAGGGCGUGGAGUUUGGGAAGUGCGGUGGCAGAGCGGGGGCUCGUAGACGAGGGGCAGAUUCUCGUCAUCACGCGGCACUCUGAUGGGGAGGUAAAGCGGGGCCUCGGGAAUGUGAACGAGAGCUGGGCAAAGCGGCUCGUCAUCAUUAGUCCCACGGUGGAGGCAGGGGUGGACUUCAAUCGGUCAUGGUUCCACAAGAUGUUCCUUUACAUCUGCAAGAAGAGCACGCACCCGCGCGGGCUUGACCAGAUGAAGGGGCGGGUCCGGCAGCUGGUCGACCCCGUGGUCCUGUGCUUUGUCAGGAAGGGCAUCAAGCUGCCGACGACGGGGCCAGAGGGAAGCGGGUACAGGACUGUGAUGGGGAAGAAUGCUGGACGGAUCCCGAGGCUUGGAGUCGAGGAAACGUACCAGUGGUUCCUCAACCGGGAUGAGAAGGUUGGGGGAGGGGUCUAUUGCGAGGGCGCAAUCACGCGCCUUCUUGCGCACAACGAGACGGAGCUCUUUAAUAGGCCGGACGCACUUCUACGAGGAUUGGCCGCCGACUUCCUCAAGACGUUCGGCCCUUAUCCGAACCUCGCGGUCGAGUUCAUCCUGCAGGUCGUCGAUCCUCAAUACGAAUUCGAUAGCGAGGAGGUUGGGCGGCACAGCUACGGGCGUCAAAAGAAAGACAUCGCGAAGGAACUGCUGGAGGUACUGGGCUUUCCGCACCCCCUCGCCCACGAGCACGUCACCAGGACCCUUGCAGAAUUGAGAGAGGAGCUGGCGGCCACCAGCUACUUCCGAGAUUACUCUGAGACCGUGAAGCUGUUCUCUGCACGUGCGCUCCCAGGCGAGGAUGUCCUGGCGAAGCAAAAGUCGGCCACGAUUGCCUUGAACCACGUUUUCUCGGAGCUUGGGUUGCAGCUCGAGGCCGUGCAGACUGGCCGAUCGCCGCGGACCGCGGAGGGGCGGAGGGGACCCCGUGUUUAUGGGGGGUGGAAGCUGCAGCGGAAGCCGAAGACACGGACUCGGCCAGUCGAUGGGCCGGUGGGGGUAGAUCUCAUGGCCCAGCUGUUGAAGUUGCGAUUCAAGGAUUCACUUGCUCUGAAGUCGCGAAUCAUUCCCGCAGCAUUGAGAGAGUACGUUGACGGGGUUCCCUUUAGGUGGUUGGCGAUGGUGACCCAGAAUGAAGAGUGUCAGAUUGUAGUUCGGGCUUCUUGA
This is a messenger RNA of Klebsormidium nitens, 1212 nucleotides long. The record is from the annotation of a GenBank genome assembly. Lineage: Eukaryota; Viridiplantae; Streptophyta; Klebsormidiophyceae; Klebsormidiales; Klebsormidiaceae.